Messenger RNA from Stegodyphus dumicola, 3291 nucleotides. RefSeq lists its product as uncharacterized. Lineage: Eukaryota; Metazoa; Arthropoda; Arachnida; Araneae; Eresidae. The record is from RefSeq and is a predicted model, not a curated record.
AUGUUUUCUCACACAAAGCCUUGUUAUGAUACUGAGUGCAAAAAUGGUGGUAAUUGCACUGCAGAUAGAGAUUUCAGAUUCUGCGAAUGCCUGCCAGGAACAACAGGUGACUACUGUUCUGAAAUCACGGAAUGCAAAAACGAUAAUGUAUGUGUUGCCGACAAACAUUCGACCUGUGCAUUUGACAUUCUUCAAAUCAAAGCUUUCUGUCGGUGUUCGAACCCUAUUAAGAAAUUUGAUUACAAGGAUAAAAUCUGCAAAGAACCGUGUCAAGCAGGUGAGUGCAAAAAUGGUGGUAAUUGCACCGAACACGGAGAUUUCAAAUUUUGUGAAUGCCUACCAGGAACCACUGGCGACUUUUGCUCUGAAAUUACGAAAUGCAAGAGCGAGAAUUUUUGUGGCAUCGAUGAAGAUGCGAUGUGUACGUACGAUACUCUUCGAAUGGAGGCUACCUGUCAAUGUUUGUAUUCUAGUAAGCAAUUUGAUUACGAGAAGAAAUUCUGUAAAGAACCAUGUCAAGAAAAUGACUGUCAGAAUGGCGGAAAUUGCACAGGACACGGGGAUUUCAAAUUCUGUGAAUGUCUGCCAGGAACAGCUGGCGAUCAUUGUUCUGAAAUUACGGAAUGCAAGACAACGAAAUAUUGUGGUACCGAUAUAUACUCGACGUGUACGUAUGAUACUCUUCGAAUGGAAGCUGUGUGUCAAUGCCUGUAUCCUCGUAAGCAAUUUGAUUACGAGGAGGGAAUCUGCAGAGAGCCGUGUCAAGAAGGUGACUGCAAAAAUGGUGGUAAUUGCACAGAACACGGAGAUUUCAAAUUUUGUGAGUGCCCACCAGGAACAGUUGGCGACCACUGCUCUGAAAUUACGAAAUGCAGGAAAGGGAAUUUUUGUGGUAACGAUAAAGAUUCGACGUGUACCUACGAUAUGGCUCGAAUGGAAGCUAUCUGUCGAUGUUCGAAUCCUAGUAAGCAAUUUGAUUACGAGAAGAAAAUCUGCAAAGAGCCGUGUCAAGAAAGUGACUGUAGAAAUGGCGGGAAUUGCACUGGACACGGGGAUUUCAAAUUUUGUGAAUGCCUGCGAGGAACAAGAGGCGACAAUUGCUCUGAAAUUAUGCAAUGCAAACAAGAUAAUUUUUGCGGUACGGAUAACGAUGUUAAAUGUACUUACGAUAGGUUUCGAAUGGAAGCUAUAUGUCAAUGCUCAAAUUCUAGUAAACAGUUUGAUUACAAGGAAAAAAUCUGCAAAGUACGUUGUGAGACAGAACAGUGUGAAAAUGGUGGUAUUUGCCAUGGAAUACGGAAUUUCAAAUUCUGCGAAUGCUUACCAGGAACUACUGGUGACUUUUGUACCGAAAUUUCUGCUUGUAGGGAUAAGGUUUUAUGUGGUUAUGGUUCUGAUGUGCAAUGUGUUUAUGAAAAAUUUAAACAGAAAGCUUCCUGUGAGUGCUUGAAGUCCAAUACAGACUUCAACUACCUCACGAAAACAUGCCAAUGUGACUGUGGGCACAAUGGAAAAUGCGCUUUAGACGCUCUCGAAGAAAAGGAGUGUUCCUGCAAUGAAGGAUUUGCACAAUUUAGUGGAUGGUGCGCGGAAUGUAGUUGUGGACGAGGUGGAAAUUGCUCUUUCGACAGUUACGGACGAAAGAUGUGCGCAUGCAAUACAGGGUUUAGAGACCUUCAUGGAAACUGCGAAAGAAUACUAUUAGGGAAAGGAAGCACAUUUUCUGCACUUGUUGGAAGUUUAUUUGCUUUUCUCAUAAUAGCAUUCUCUGGUUUGUUUUACUCACGUUGUAGGAAGCAAAAAAUGGGUCUUGCUUUUCGUUUCAAGAAACUGAAGGAAACCGUUGGCGAAGAAUAUGAACAAAAGGUGUACUUAAAAUAAAUGCUGUACAUUACGAGUGCCAUAAUUUAACUUACAUAUCAGAUCAGGGAAAAUUCAUCUGAAGUGCCAAAAUCUGAACGGUUACUGAAAUUCGUUGCUGAAUUCAUUUGAACAGUUACUGAAAUGAUCUCUCUUCCAAUUAGUGAAACCUCGGUUCACGGACUUAAUUCUUUCCUGAAGACUAUUCAUUCAUCAUCCGAAAUACUCUCAAACCAAAAUUAUUUUUCUCAUAGGAAAAUCCAUUUCUGGACCACAAAUGAAUGCUUAUCUAUACUUUACAACACUACUUUGAGCACAAAAUCGUAACGCAGAACCAGUAAAAAUCAACAAUUCUAAGAAAAGAAAAAAAAAAAAAAAAAAGAAAAAAAAAAAAAAAAAAGAUAAACACGAUAUUAAGCAGACAAAAUAAACAAACACUCAGUUUGAUUUUAUCGUACGUGUACGAAGGACAAGCAGACGACGUAAGGGGAAAAUGAAGAGCAAACGAAAGGCAAGAAACAUUAUUGUUUUAGUGAGGAGUCUCCUACUAAUAUACAGGAACGUCAGCUCUCCAUAUCUAUUGAUAAAUAAGAUACUCUCUUUCCGAAACAUUUUCUCAUUUCUUAAUGCCUCUCGGUUCCGCUUCAGACUGCGCUUCCCUCUCACUGAAAAUUUGGGCAUUGUGUUUGGUUGUUAUUAGGUUGUUCAAAAUGUUUCUAAAGUGAUACAUGGCGUUGUCUCUGAAAGGGCUUAUGGUACAUUUACUGCUUUAUCGGGGUGGUAUUGCUGCAUCAAAACUUUGCACCUUACUCCCAUUUCCAACAAUUUUGGAGGAUUAAAGAAAUAGGAUCAUCUUUUUCUUCAUUUCUCUGAAAGCAUUUCCUUCAUAGUCAUCUUUUAUUGCGGCUUCUGAAGCUGUUGCUGUUCUUUAUAGCUGAGCUCAUUUUUAUGGUACUCUAGUAAUUCCUCAGCUUAUUAAUUUUUAAGACCGUCACGGUGAAAGCCCUCAAAGUACCGACCUGCAACAAAUUCUGGGCAUAAUUUUCCCCGAGGCAAAUUCAUGAUCCAAUAAGUCACUUGAAAUCGAAUUUUGUCAAGACAAAUAAGGAAGGAAAAAUGAUGAUUUCAAACUUACUUUAAGUUAAUUCUGGGCGGCAUAGUAGAUGAUAACACCUUUGGAAAUCAUUUGCUUCCAACUUGCGCUUCAUAACUCGAGACACCAUUGUCAUCUUAGACGUCUUUUGUUCAAAUAAUUUAUUCAUGUGUACUCAUCGUGCAUAAUUUAUUCGUACUCGUAGGGAAAGGAUACGUUCGUGAUCCGAGGUUCAAUGUAACUGCCGAAUUGAGUGAGAAAUCAUCAAAAAAAUUAGUUACCGUUCAUGGACUUUUUCCUGUAUAUAAAGAAUUUCGCUUGUAAAUAAAUAUUAAAAA